AUGGUUGAAGAUGAAAACAAAUGUAUAGCCCUUGACCUUGAAAUCGAGGACCAUGAUUUACUAUCUACGAUAAGUUUUUUCUCUCAGGCAUCCGAGCAUGAGGAGAAUGUUGAUGAGCUUAUUGGCGUUGAAAAUGGUGAAGGUAAUUUUGUUGUUGAUCCAUAUAUCGGAAUGGAGUUCUCUACUCGUGAGGAAGCUUAUAAUUUCUACAAUGCAUAUGCCAGACUUAAGAGAUUUGGUGUUCGCAAGGGUCACACAACUUGGUCGAGAAAGAAAGAUGCAAUCAUAUCUAGAAUAUUUGUAUGUGACAAGGAAGGGUUUAAGUUUUUAAAAGAUAAAAGAGAAGAAGGUCGGAAUGUAAUUCGAAAGUUUGAUACAAGGUGUGGAUGCAACACAAGGAUGGUUAUUGGACUCGAUAGAAAUACUAAAAAAUAG
This is a messenger RNA of Asparagus officinalis (garden asparagus), 435 nucleotides long. RefSeq names its product protein FAR1-RELATED SEQUENCE 5-like. The record is from RefSeq and is a predicted model, not a curated record. Lineage: Eukaryota; Viridiplantae; Streptophyta; Magnoliopsida; Asparagales; Asparagaceae. The transcript has 2 exons. The coding region runs from base 1 to 435 and encodes 144 amino acids.